GCAGGACCGCGCCGGCCGCCCCCCCCCGCCCCCCGCCCCCGCUCCCUGCCCGCCGGGCCCGCCCCGCUCCGCCGGUGGCGGCCGGAGCGCGUAUAGCGGUGGCAGGGUCCUCCCGUCGGGGCGGCACGGUGAUGGGCGGCGCGGCGCUGUCGGGAGCGCUGUGGCUGGGGCUGCUGUGGGCCGGGAGCGGGGCCGGGGGGAGCUGCUCGGGAAAGUGCUGCGAGGGCCGGGACGCCGCCUGCGUCGGCCAGGGCUGGAGGGAGCGGGGCGGCUACGGGACCUGCUACUGCGACGGAGGAUGCCGGCGAGCCGGCGACUGCUGCCACGACCACGGCCAGGCGUGCCCGGCUCUUCCAUGUGUUGUGGGGGAGUGGAGUCAUUGGAGUGGCUGUGCAGAACAAUGUCAACCUGACCUGCGGAUACGUAGGCGCUAUGUACAACAGGAACCUAAAAAUGGUGGGGAACCUUGUCCUGCUCUAGAGGAGAAGGCUGGCUGCCUGGAAUACCUGACUUACCAGGGAGAGGACUGUGGCCAUGAACAUGUCCCUGCUUUCAUAACUACCUCUGAAUAUGGUAAAGAAAGAAAACGACGAGCAGCAUCUUCUCUCUGGCCUUCAGACAAAGAAGAAGCUGGAUACUGUGUGGAAUUUAAAACAGAAUCACUUUCACACCACUGUGCUUUGGAGAAUCGGCCGUAUGCUCGAUGGAUGCAGUACCUACGAGAAGGACAUAUUGUGUGUGUAGCUUGCCAGCCUCCAGCCAUGAAUACUGACACGCAUCGCUGUUCUGGAGAUGGCCAUAAUGCAGAUAGAAGUAAAAUCUUACACUGGGAAGCAGUUGGCAACUCUCAGUGCCAAGGAACCUGGAAGAAGAUUCGGCAACUGGAGCACUGUUCAUGUCCCCUUGUGCAUAGCUUUAUUUUUACAUAAAAGUUUAAAAGACCUUUAAAACAGCAACAACAAAAAGAUUAAGAAAAUUAACACCAAUGCCAAGAAACCUGCAUGUUUCUGCUGCAUUUUCUGGAACCUAAAAAAAACUUUAAAGGAGUCAGAACUUUGGAAGAAACAUUUCGGGAAACUCUCUCUGCCUUAAUACAAAACGCUAAGACGGAUCUUCGUAUUAGAACACUAGAAGCAUUUUUCCAUGUUUGUCUUUUGUAAUUAAAGAGCUGAUGUUUCUAAU
Aquila chrysaetos chrysaetos is the source of this 1182-nucleotide messenger RNA. It is a transcript of the gene SBSPON, whose product is annotated as somatomedin B and thrombospondin type 1 domain containing. The transcript is spliced from 5 exons. NCBI's taxonomy places the organism in Eukaryota, Metazoa, Chordata, Aves, Accipitriformes, Accipitridae. The record is from RefSeq and is a predicted model, not a curated record. Bases 132 to 929 code for a protein of 265 amino acids.